CUAUUACUACUUGUCACUUUGCUACAAUGUUCCUCCAUCGUUUCUCCCCCACCCCCUCCCUCUGCUGCGGGUCCUUACAUUUGUUUGCCAUUAGAUUGGGUGGGAGCAGGGAUUCCUCUGUUCUGCAUACACUUCACUGUGUCAGAUUUCUCCAUCGCCUCCUUUUUUUUUUUUUUGCAGGCUGAACCUGGAGCAGCAGAGCCGGAGAAGUAUAGGAGGAUGCAAACACUGACUUUUUUGCUUCUGAGCUCCUCACAACCAAGGAAGUUUGUCUAGGCUUCACACCAAAGGACGCAGCCCUUUCGGGAUGAACUUCUUGCCGGUUCCGAUCAGGACUGAUAACGUCUGAGGAUGUUAUGGAGGAGAAAACCGCUCCAUUCCAGCCACAAGUUCCUCGAGAUGUAGAUGGGGCUCUGAUUGUCUUCUAGGAAAAGAUGAGAAGAAGAAAUUAAAACAUUUUUAAAAAAAUUCUUAACAAAGACCAUCCACCGGCGCUGCUGGGAGUAAUUCGAGCAGUUAACGGGCUUUAGCCGGGUCGUCCUCGAGGGAACAAUGAGAGACUUAUUUUGUCUUUCAGACGAGCAGCUCCUACAAGAAGACGAUGACAUGCCCUCGUCUAGACACAGGCAAAAUGGUAGGACCAGGACAAACUGUGCCAAGUGCCAGAAGAACCUGUCCCUCCAGAACUCGGUGAAGGUUCUCUACGUCUUUGUGGUGAUUCUCAUCAUUGCUGUCAUCGUGUUAGCGUCAUUGGUUUUCAGGAAAGUCAAUUCCCUGUACGAUGACUUCAGCUCGGCAAAGUCCGGCUAUGAGAAGAAGAUUGUCUCCGUCCAAGUGGAUCUUCAGGAGCUCGACAUAAAAUCUAUUGGAAACUGCUCCUACUGCCACGAUGCCACCUACUUGGGACAAGAAAUCAGCAAACUUCAGGGGGAGUUGGAAGAGAUACAGAAGAUGCUCUUGGCCCAGGACAUGCAACUGGACAAGACAUCUCAAAAUCAUCAGCUCCUUAUAGCCACCAACAGCAAAAUGGACAAUCAGAUAGAGAGGAGUAACAUCUCCCUUCGACAGAUCAAUCAGACUUUGGGACUUUUCCUGUCGCAGGUCAAAGGGUGGCAAACCACCGCAGCCGAGCUGGAAACUUCGGUGAAAAACUUGGUCCAGGAGAGGUAUGACAUCACAGCCGCCGUCCAGCAGAUAAAUUUUACUGUUAGGCAAACUUCGGAGUGGAUACAGGUUAUCCAGAGAAAAAACGAUGAGGAAACGUUGACCUUACAAAAAAUUGUCACUGACUGGCAAAAUUAUAGCAAAAUUUUGGGUGGAUUUAAAUCCACUUCUGUCAAAACCAUUGACCUGGUAAGAAACAUUCAAAGCAGCAUUACAGCCACAGCCCAACGUAUCACUAUGAACACGGAGGUCAUGCAUGAUCUGGUCCUACAAGUUAUGGGGCUUCAGCUCCAAUUGGACAACAUCACUUCUUUUCUUGAUGACCAUGAAGAAAACAUGCAAGAUCUCCAGUAUCAUACCAAGUACACGCAAAAUAGGACUGUUGAGCGGUUCGAGAGCCUCGAGGGCAGGAUGUUUUCUCAUGAGACUGAAAUCGCGACUAUAUUCACAAAUAUCAAUGCUACUGACAACCACGUGCACAGCAUGUUGAAGUAUCUGGACGAUGUACGUCUCUCUUGCACACACGGGUUCAAUUCUCAUGCUGAGGAACUCUACUACCUUAACAAGUCUGUCAGCCUCAUGGAAGGGGCCACCGAUUUGCUGAGAGAGAGGUUCAGUCUUAUGAAUGCUCGUCUAGAUUUUGAUGUUAGGAACCUUUCAAUGAUCAUGGAAGAAAUGAAACUGGUGGACAUCAAACAUGGGGACAUCCUCCAGAAAGUCACAAUUGUGCAAGGUGCACCAGGACUUCCAGGUCCAAGAGGGAUUAAAGGUGAUAUGGGAGGAAAAGGACCCAUAGGCUUGAAGGGAGAAAAAGGUGACACAGGUGAAUUAGGCCCUCCAGGUCCUCAAGGGCCAAGGGGACCUAUCGGUGAAACUGGACCAAUAGGAGAGAAGGGUUCUAUUGGAAUUAAAGGAAGUUCAGGAAUUAAAGGUGAGAAGGGCAGUAUGGGUCCACCAGGUCCAAAAGGUCAGAAAGGAAUUAAAGGUGAUCCAAGUCCUCCUGGACCUAUUGGCCCUCCUGGUGCAAUAGGACCUCAAGGCUUGACUGGACUGCCAGGAUUUAUGGGACACCCUGGGUUACAAGGGAUAGACGGACCAAUGGGCUUGAAAGGGGAAGCUGGUAUUCCAGGUCCUUCUGGUUUGCCCGGACCUCCUGGGCCAAAAGGAAAAGCUGCCGUAUCAAAAUGAAUGUAUUUCCAAAAGACUUUAUGAACACAGAAUAACCCAUGAGUGGGGUAGAGAGUUGACUCAGUGCUGUAGAUACCAGACUUUGGACUCUAACCUUGGUCAUGAAGUCGUGGCUGGAACAUAAUCUAAUUUUUCCACAUAAUUCUACCGAAUCAUAUAAAAUAUAGACAUGUUUUUGUAGGAUGCAUUGCUGCAUUCAUUAUUCUCAUUCAUUAUUAGUAUCAUAUCUGUGUAGGUUCUUGACCUGUUCAGAUGCCCACCUGUCAAGAUCUCCAGUUUUAGCAUACUGAGAAUUCAUAGCGAAUACUAUGCUUUUGUUCUAUCCUUACUGCUGCUCUCAGAGCUGCUUUCAAAUUUUUGCUGGUUGCCCUUGGAAACAGACUACACUUUGUUGACGGACACGUGACCUAACAGUUUAAAGGAAGACUCCAUAUUUUUCCAUGUGAAUUCUCCAAUAUAAUCCUGAAGUCUCACGUUAAUGCAGUAUAUUGUACGUUUCUGAACUAUAACAUAUCGAGCUGAGUAUGGCUAAACCAUGAAAUGGCAACAAUUAAGGAACCCCCCCACGCCCUAGGUGGCAACUUCACGUCUUUUUAUCCCUGUGUGUCUUGUUGUCGCUGAAUCUGUAUACUGCUGACCACUUCCUCUACAUGAUGUAAGGCAAUUAUUGGUAACAAAUAAUCUCUACUGCUCCAGGCAGUGGGCUGGGUUUGGCUAUUGCCUGUGACAUGCUGCAUGCUACUGCACAGGCACAGCCCGCCACCUCUCCUGUGCAUUGGACCUACAAGUGUGUCUCCCUAGUGUUCUGCACACUGUUAAUAAGUGGGUGAGGUAAGAGGGUGGUAGGGAUGAUUUCAUGUGUUUUUAGAGUUUCUCCUUAACUUUAUGAACUAUCUGAUUUCCCACAAUGUGUUGUUCUUUGGUGUAAGGAAACCAGCAGAAUUUCAAAUUUGGCUUUAGAUGUAAUUCGAGAAGAAAUAGACCAUGUAACUCUGAGAUAAAUGAAAAUCGAAAUGCCUGGUUGGCAAAUUGAUCUGUGACCUUCCCAUUGUCUGUGCAUCCAGGAAAAUGAGUUGCCCUACUUUAGCAAAUAGAGCCUAUUGCAUUCUAUUGGACAGUAAAGCAGAAGACCAGAUGGACACGCGGUGAAAUACUUGCAUGUACUCAUAAGGCUGGAGCUACCUAUCUUCUAGCUUGUUCCUUUUUCUUUGGAGGAUUGAUAGGACAUAUUGAGUGUUCUAUAUGUAUGUCGAACAGUUCGAACCUCUAUUGAAAGUCCUGAACCACAACAAGUCGCCUGUAUGGUUAAUUUCCAAAUGUAUGGAUAAAAAUAUGAGGUCAAUGCACUCUUUGCAUUUUUUGUGUGUGUUAGUAUUGACAAAUUGAAGAAACACUCCAAGCAAAACUAAUAUACACUGUGUUAGCCUAGAGAAGGCCUGAGGGGGUGGUGCAUGACACAGCAGCAAUGAGAGAUUCCCUGUGUCAUGCUCCGCCCUCAUCAGACCAUGCACUAGACAUAACAUAAUGUAUCAGUUUUAACCAGAGUGUUCUGUUAAGAUGUUCAGAAUUGCAUUCCAAUAGAAUUUGCCUAAAAUGUUAUCACAUGUUAGACGGUUUCUGCAACCUCUCUUAGAAACUCAUGUUUAAUAUGUCUGCACUUGCUGGAUAAGUGCUUUUGAAAUAAGGUCUUCAUUGUCUAUUAAACAAAAGAUCCUCUACGGUGGUCCAUUACAAAUAUAUAUGGACGUUUGUUGUUUUUUUUUCUUUUCUUUAUGGAAUUUAGGAAAGUCAGAUAGACGGCCAAUGACAAAA
Bufo bufo (common toad) is the source of this 4164-nucleotide messenger RNA. RefSeq names its product scavenger receptor class A member 3 (gene SCARA3). The record is from RefSeq and is a predicted model, not a curated record. The coding region runs from base 553 to 2352 and encodes 599 amino acids. The transcript is spliced from 6 exons. NCBI's taxonomy places the organism in Eukaryota, Metazoa, Chordata, Amphibia, Anura, Bufonidae.